GCACAAAUGCGGCCACUCGUGCACCUCUCUCUUUGCGCCUACUUCUUCUGUCCCUACCCCUACUGUCACUGCUGCUGCCAUUGCCGGAGCUGCCCCUGCUGCCUCUGCCAGUGUUCCUUCCUCAGGCACAAGACCCCCACAACCUCUAUCCCAAUCCCCCCACUCCUCUCACUAG
Molecule: messenger RNA, 175 nt
Organism: Closterium sp. Naga37s-1
Lineage: Eukaryota; Viridiplantae; Streptophyta; Zygnematophyceae; Desmidiales; Closteriaceae
Source: the annotation of a GenBank genome assembly